AACAAGGUGGAAUAGUGUUCUAUACAUGAUUCAACGAUUAAUCACUUUAAAUACAGAAGAUUGUUUAAUUGUAACUUUGUCAAAAUUGCCUAAGGCACCAGAACCACUAAGCUUCAAUGAUUUCGUUGAUUUAAAAGAAGUGGUAAAGUUGCUUCAACCUUUUGAGGCCGCAACGAAUCAAAUUUCUGGACAGACAUAUGUGACAGUAUCGUUAAUUAUCCCUUUGGUGGUGGGAAUACAUAAUAAUUUAACUGAAAUAGAGCAAUUCCUUACCAGUGAUAUUGGGAAAGAACUAUGUACAAAAUUGAAAUUAUCUGUGAUAAAACGCCUUUUUAUAUAUGAACAAAGAACUAUUCCUAAAAUUGCGACAUUAUUAGAUCCCAGAUUAAAGAAAUAUGCAUUUCGCAAUGUGGAAAACGCGAACAGUGCUCAGCAACUUGUUCAACAAGAAGUGACUCAAUUAAUCAGGAGAGAGAGACAAUUGCAUUUGGAAAAUGAACCAUCUACUUCUCAGGCAACAUCAAAUGAAGCAACGACAAGUGUUGCUGGAUUGAUGGAUUUUUUAUCCCAGCGUAUUUCUCAAACAAACCCAAAUGCGAUAGCAGACGGUAUUAUAGCAAUUCGCCAAUAUUUAGAAUUGCCCACGCUUGAGCUAAAUAAGAAUCCAAUUUUAUAUUGGAAGAAGUACCCUGUAAAGGAACUUCAGAGAAUAGCUGAACGUUACUUCUGCGUCCCAGGCACGUCAGUUCCGUCCGAAAGAAUAUUCUCUAAAGCAGGGCAAAUAGUUUCAGCAAGACGUUCCAACUUAAAGCCUACCAAUGUAAACUUGCUAAUAUUUUUAAAUCAAAAUACGUGGUUAAUUGAAAAAUAGAUUGUACUUAUUUUGAUAUUCACAAAAGUUAAUUAUUCGCUUUCGCUAGCGUUCUACAAGAUUAUAUUACAAAAACU
Messenger RNA from Wasmannia auropunctata (little fire ant), 948 nucleotides. RefSeq names its product zinc finger BED domain-containing protein 1-like. The coding region runs from base 26 to 871 and encodes 281 amino acids. The record is from RefSeq and is a predicted model, not a curated record. The transcript has a single exon. Lineage: Eukaryota; Metazoa; Arthropoda; Insecta; Hymenoptera; Formicidae. Gene Ontology annotation, molecular function: protein dimerization activity.